AUGAAUAUAGAUAUAAGUUUUAUUUCAAAAAUAAUAACCUAUUUAUCAGUUUCUAUAAUUUUUUCCUUCUUAUUAUAUUUAGUAUUUCCAAUUAUUCAGUUCAUUUUAUAUUUAAUUUAUUAUUCAAUCUAUGCAAUAAUAAUUUGCCUAUUUAUAUUUUCAAUUCUCAUGUUAGGCAUUCAAAUAGAAAACAUCCUUAGAUUAUUUUUUAUUAUUGGUAAAGAUGUAGCAACGAUUUUUAUACAUUCAAUAAAUAGAAAUAAAAAUAAUAACGAUAAUAACAAUAAUAAUAAAAUCAUUGAAACUAAUGGUAAUAUAGAUAAUAUUGUGAUUAAUAAUCAUAAAAACAAUAACAAUAAUGCAAAGCAAAUAAAUGUCAAUCAAGAAGUGUUCCAAAUAGCAAAUAAUAUAAAAGAGAUAUGA
Dictyostelium purpureum is the source of this 423-nucleotide messenger RNA. RefSeq lists its product as uncharacterized. The record is from RefSeq and is a predicted model, not a curated record. The transcript has a single exon. Lineage: Eukaryota; Evosea; Eumycetozoa; Dictyosteliales; Dictyosteliaceae. Bases 1 to 423 code for a protein of 140 amino acids.